Messenger RNA from Serpula lacrymans var. lacrymans S7.9, 399 nucleotides. RefSeq lists its product as uncharacterized. The coding region runs from base 21 to 311 and encodes 96 amino acids. The transcript has 5 exons. Gene Ontology annotation, cellular component: cytoplasm. NCBI's taxonomy places the organism in Eukaryota, Fungi, Basidiomycota, Agaricomycetes, Boletales, Serpulaceae. The record is from RefSeq and is a predicted model, not a curated record.
AACAGGGAGUUGCAGUGAGAAUGUAUCAUGGCAAUAUGGCGGAAGAUGAGCGUCGUUUCGCGUUACAUGAAAUUAGAACAAACCCAGAAUUAAGAGUUUUCAUUGUGUCAAUUAAAGCUGGUGGUACAGGUCUGGAUAUCACUCCGUGUAAUCAUGCUAUCAUAACUGAGCCCUGGUGGAAUCCCUAUUUGGAGGACCAGGCAUUCUGUCGGAUAUAUCGUCCAGGUCAGACCCGUCCGGUGUUUGUUUACAAAUUAGUCGUAGAGGACUCUGCGGAGGUCAAUGUUGUCCAGACUCAAGAUGAGAAAUGAAAGCUGAUUGAGGACGUACUGAGUCAAUGUGUUACACGGCCAUGAACACCUGUUAUCCUCUCUCAUUUACCUCUGUCGACUUACUGGC